This is a messenger RNA of Episyrphus balteatus (marmalade hoverfly), 723 nucleotides long. RefSeq names its product brain acid soluble protein 1 homolog (gene Df31). The record is from RefSeq and is a predicted model, not a curated record. The transcript is spliced from 3 exons. NCBI's taxonomy places the organism in Eukaryota, Metazoa, Arthropoda, Insecta, Diptera, Syrphidae. The coding region runs from base 232 to 678 and encodes 148 amino acids.
UCAUUCUCAUUCGACGUUACUCAGUGAAGCAGUUUAGACGUGUCAGUUGCUAUUUUUCGCGCAAAGAGUGAUUAACGGUUAUACAUAUAUUAUAUAUAUAAAAAUUUGUAAAAGAAAAUUUUAGAGAAAGUUUUUUUUUUUACUCUCAACAAAAAAAAAAAAAACUAAACAAAAACCAAAUUCAUCUUUUUCAAAUUUAAAUACAAAUAAAAAAAAAAAUAACUUAUCACAAUGGCCGAUGUUGCAGUUGAAAACAAAGAGACCCCAGUUGUUGAGAAGGAGGUCGCAGAAGUCGAUGCUGCUAAAAAAGUAGAAUCGGUUGAAAAGACUGCCACAGAAAAUGGUGCUGCUGAGGAAGUGGCAAAAGAAAACGGCGAUGCACCCAAAGAAGCUGCCGAUGCCGCUGAAUCCACUGACGCUGCUGUUGAUGCUAAAGAUGAAGAUUCCACACCCUCAACAGACGAAGAGCAAAAUGGCGAUAAGAAAGACGAUGCUGAAGCAGAAGAGACAAAUGGUGACUCAACAGAUGCUCCCGCUGAAGCUGUGAAGAGGAAAGUCGAUUCUGCAGCCGAUGCCAAAACAGACGAAACAGCUGCCACACCAGAAAAGAAAGCCAAAUUGGAAGAAACAAAAGAAGAUGUCACCAAUGGCUCAGAUGCAACUGAAGUAGCGGCUUAAAAUAUAAAUAUAUAAUAAAAAAUAAACAAAAAAACACACAAAAAA